This is a messenger RNA of Exophiala viscosa, 1222 nucleotides long. RefSeq lists its product as uncharacterized. The record is from RefSeq and is a predicted model, not a curated record. Lineage: Eukaryota; Fungi; Ascomycota; Eurotiomycetes; Chaetothyriales; Herpotrichiellaceae. Gene Ontology annotation, molecular function: protein binding. The coding region runs from base 136 to 876 and encodes 246 amino acids. The transcript has 3 exons.
UGCCUCACAUUGAUAUCUAGGAGCCCGCAUGAUCUUCUGCAUCUUCUUCCGUUGGUCAACUCAAUCACCCACUUGUUCCCCAGCUCAACCACCGUGCUUUCUGGAUCCGUUGCCAGUCUGCCGACCACCAGAAGCAUGGCUCCUACUAACGAAGACCCUCCUGCGGAUGGUCAGAUCGUCCCAAAGACGACGCCUGAAAUCUUUGCACUCUCCAAUAUCAUCACCGUCAUCGUUGGCGAGGAGAAGCUGACAUAUGCACUCCAUGAGAGCAUCUUGAGAUCCCGUUGUCCUUUCUUUGAUAAAUGCUUGAGCUCGGGAAUGCAGGAAGAAUUGGAAAAGACCGUCAGAUUGCCAGAAGAGCGCCCUUCGGCAUUCAACAUCCUAGUGCAGUGGAUGUACACUGACCGAAUCACCACGGGUUGGACUGAUGCAGGCCUUGUCUAUUCGUACGCCCUGGCGGACAAGUUCUGCAUGACGGGCCUGCAGAACGCUAUCAUCGACCAUGUGAGAGCCCAGCAGGGGUACACUGACUGUAAGAAGCGCAGGGUCAUCAUGAGUCCACGGUUGCUGGAGACUGUGUGGAAGCAUGCAGAGGGUUCUAAGUUGUCGCAAUUCGUUGUGGACAAACUGCACUAUGACGUGGUCACGAAAACACACCACUACACAGCAGACACUGGCGGACAUUUUACUGAGGGCUUUCGUCGGCUGGCAGAGACGUGCCCCCAAGCGGCGAACGCACUGCUUUGGAAAUUCAUCGAUUCAAGACAAGUUCAACGUCAGAACGGCGGAAAAGAAGACCUGCGGAAUCCAGCAACACUGAUUGGCUGUGUAUAUCACGUCCACAAAGAGGGAGAGAAGUGCAAGGCAGCAGUUUGAACACCACACUUUCAUUGCUGAUGCGUCGCAGGCCUGCACCACUGCAAUUUCGGGUUCUCGAUGAGGGCGGUAUGUUCCUGGACAUCAAAGAUGGUAGCUUGGCUGUUGACUAUGAAGAGGGCGUCACCACCAGUAUGAACUUUCACUCAGAUUGCGAGUGACAAGAGCCUCGCUUGCACUGCCUUAGGACAAGCAAUACCCUGCUUCACUGAGCAGAACUUUGGCUGCCUUGAAAUAAUGUCACAUAGAAACAAUGCACAAAACAGUAUCCUCUCUUUGUUUCUUCCUACCUCCUCUUCAUCGACUGCAAAGUGUGGCUUCCAGUUCGCCGAACUAGUAAGAAACC